Aaosphaeria arxii CBS 175.79 is the source of this 1416-nucleotide messenger RNA. Its product is annotated as 2-dehydropantoate 2-reductase. The transcript has a single exon. Gene Ontology annotation, biological process: pantothenate biosynthetic process. Gene Ontology annotation, cellular component: cytoplasm. NCBI's taxonomy places the organism in Eukaryota, Fungi, Ascomycota, Dothideomycetes, Pleosporales. Gene Ontology annotation, molecular function: 2-dehydropantoate 2-reductase activity. The record is from RefSeq and is a predicted model, not a curated record. The coding region runs from base 243 to 1265 and encodes 340 amino acids.
CAGGGAUUGAGACAAAGCGAAUGCAUGCGGAUGGUUUCCCUAGACAAAUCUCGGGGGGCCCGGACGGAAAAACAGUUUGAGCGACUCCGUGUCCCGAGGUCCAUUUACCAGCCACGCCCAGUCUAGCCAAUCACGUCAUCCUGCAAUGACCCUCAACCCCCCAAAACGUGGGACGAACUGUGAAGAACCAUAGCCAUCCGAUUACAUGAUUCUUAUCACUGUUCCAUUGUCUGUUUAUUGCAAUGUCUAGUCAGAUUCUCAUUGUUGGCGCAGGCGCUAUUGGGGCGUUCUAUGCCUCGAGGCUGGCUCAGGUAGCCGGCACACAUGUAUCUGUUGUCUGCCGUUCCAAUUACAGUGCGGUCAAGAAGAAUGGCUUCUCCAUCAGCUCACCACAAUAUGGAGAUUAUAACUUUAUACCAUCCAAUACAUUUGCAAAUCCGGAGGAAGCCAGAGCAAGCAAAAUUCAGUGGGACUACAUUGUUGUGAGCACAAAAGCACUGCCCGACGUCAACGACGACUCGACAAUCCUCGAAGGGCUGGUGCAUGACGGUACGGCAAUAGUGCUUAUCCAGAAUGGACUCGGAGUCGAGGAGCCUUAUUCGAAACGCUUUCCCAAGGCUGCCAUUUGCAGUGCUGUUACUAUUGCCAGCUGCGCGCAACCAAGUCAUGGACAGAUCAAACACAACCGCUGGACCCGCAUAAAUAGCGGACCAUAUCUUCCCCAUCUUGAUACCGGCAAUGCACGCGACUCUGAUGCUGGGAUAAUUGAGAAGAACGACAAAUUUAUCGAGUUAUUGAAAGACGGCGGCAUUAAGGACGCGAGCGCAUAUGAUCAUGCAAAGUUGCAACUCGUGCGUUGGCACAAGAUUGCAAUCAACGCUUCCAUGAACCCAUCGUCUGUACUGUCCGGUUGCACCCCCAACCAUACCAUGUCGAAUGAUAGUGAGCUCUACCGACAUCUCAAAGGCGUGAUGGAGGAAGUGCUUGACGUCGCCCCUAAGAUACUCGGGAAGCCUCUGCCCAAAGAGUUUGCAACCCCUGAUCAGAUCCUGCGAAGCACGCAGAAGAAUACUAGUGGAAGCAAGCCUAGCAUGGCUCUAGACUGGGAGCAAGGGAAGAUUAUGGAAUUGGAAGUCAUCCUUGGCAACCCUAUCAGAAUUGCGAGAGAGCGAGGGUUUGAGAUGCCACGGCUGCAGACACUUUACGCUCUGCUUCGCAUGGCACAAGAGCAACGCGAGAAGACGAAGAUCGGGAGCAAGAUCUAGCAUCAGAUACUUUUGGGUAUAUCUUUUAUCUUGAAUUCAAUUCAUAUUUUUUUUUUAUCUCCGCUAGUGCAAGUCUACAGUGUCUUGUCGUGUAUUGGUAGUAAAACUUGAUACCAUCAUUGCAAGAAGUUUUCAACCAGUGCCAUAUCAC